Molecule: messenger RNA, 1069 nt
Organism: Hemibagrus wyckioides
Lineage: Eukaryota; Metazoa; Chordata; Actinopteri; Siluriformes; Bagridae
Product: tropomyosin alpha-1 chain-like
Exons: 9
Coding region: 126-980 (284 amino acids)
Biological process (GO): muscle contraction; actin filament organization
Cellular component (GO): actin filament
Molecular function (GO): actin filament binding
Source: RefSeq, a predicted model, not a curated record
ACAUAUUUGUCAGCUGCCUGCGACUCUAAGCUCGCACUCCAGGUCAGCGGUCAGUUCGGUGCAGACGCUCUUCGCCUCCUCUCCGUUUUUUUUCUUUCUGUGGGCCAGCGGGACGUUAAGCAGCCAUGGAUGCCAUCAAGAAGAAGAUGCAGAUGCUGAAGCUCGACAAGGAGAAUGCCUUGGACAGAGCAGAGCAGUCUGAGGGAGACAAGAAGGGAGCGGAGGACAGAACCAAGGCGCUGGAGGAUGACCUGGUUGCCCUGCAGAAGAAGCUCAAAGGAACCGAGGACGAGCUGGACAAGUACUGCGAGGCCGUGAAGGAUGCUCAGGAGAAACUGGACCUGGCUGAGAAGAAGGCCACUGAUGCUGAGGGCGACGUGGCUUCCCUGAACAGACGUAUCCAGCUGGUUGAGGAGGAGUUGGAUCGCGCUCAGGAACGUCUGGCCACGGCUCUGCAGAAGCUGGAGGAGGCUGAGAAGUCUGCUGAUGAGAGCGAGAGAGGCAUGAAGGUUAUUGAGAACAGGGCUCUGAAGGAUGAGGAGAAGAUGGGGGUGCAGGAGCUCCAGCUGAAGGAGGCUAAGAACAUCGCUGAGGACUCAGACCGUAAAUACGAGGAGGUGGCUCGUAAGUUGGUGAUCGUUGAGGGUGAGUUGGAGCGUACAGAGGAGAGAGCUGAGCUGAACGAGGGUAAAUGCUCUGAACUAGAGGAGGAGCUGAAGACAGUCACCAACCUUAUGAAGUCCCUGGAGGCCCAGGCUGAGAAGUACUCUUCAAAGGAGGACAAAUAUGAGGAGGAGAUCAAGGUUCUGACCGAUAAGCUGAAGGAGGCUGAGACUCGUGCUGAGUUCGCUGAGAAAUCAGUCGCCAAGCUGGAGAAGACCAUCGAUGAUCUGGAGGAUGAGCUGUAUUCUCAGAAACUCAGAUUCAAAGCCAUCACCGAGGAGCUCGACCACGCCCUGAACGACAUGACCUCCAUGUAAAUAUUUCGCUAAGGAAAUGACAGAAGAAACUGCGGCAUAAAAUACAUCCAACAUUUAACGUUUGUUAGAAUAAAAAGUUAUUUUUCCAA